AUUUUGGCUAAAUUUGAUCCACAAUCUAGUGUAUUUGCAACAGUUGGAAAGUGACAAUAUGGUAUCAGAAGAAUCUUACAGAAACAUUAGAUUAUGAUUUUACAUUUAUCUCACAUCCUAAAUAUGUCACUUAUUUUACCUGGAGACGAUUACCACCAAAAAGUCACUCCGAAGAUCGUACAUUAUUCACGAUGGCUCGUGAUGGUAUUGGUCGCUUCUGGAGUCCAACUGAUUUAAAUCAAUCUCAUUUACUUUACAUGUGUGCUGUAAUUGACUCAAAACAAUCUCUAGUCACAAAUGAUACUAAUUUAAAUCAAGCAAAUGACCAUUUUCUACCUAUUCAUUAUAUUGGCUGUGAUGAGCUUUCAAAUGCUGUACAUGCACAAUUUAGGUCUCAUUCAAAGCAUGAACGAUUUGACCAACGUGUAGAGCGUAUUCGUGACCGUAUACGAGAGACUCCCGAUUUAUUGUUUCGAAUCAAAGCAGAUGGUUCACUUAUUCUUUGGGGAGUCCAGCAUUUAAAUUCAAUUCCAAGAAGAAUUCCAAGAGUAUUUGUUGUACUGCGUGUAGACAAAGCAAUCGAUCCUUUAGAUGUGAUUUACUUUUUAAGCCCUACACAUAUUAUGCAUGACUAUUUACAUAUCCAGUCUUCAUGUAAGUUACACAAUUUGAUUUCAUUUAUAAAAUGCUGAUUCUUUCAGAUAGCUACAAUAAAACCAAUAGAACUAUCAUUGAUAGCACGAAAUUUACAUGGACAGCUAAGAUGUUAUAGUUUAAAUUUAAUUAAUUUUUUGGAUUCGACUUCCUUUUCUCCAAAGCUACAUUU
Molecule: messenger RNA, 826 nt
Organism: Cokeromyces recurvatus
Lineage: Eukaryota; Fungi; Mucoromycota; Mucoromycetes; Mucorales; Mucoraceae
Exons: 2
Coding region: 192-692 (166 amino acids)
Source: RefSeq, a predicted model, not a curated record